AUGAAGAUUGAUGAAGCGAGUGUUCAUCGAAAGUUAGAGAUCCAAGAGUUGGAGGAGAUAAGAAAUGAAGCAUUCGGGAGUUCACGCAUCUACAAAGACAAGACCAAAGCAUUCCAUGAUAAGUACCUCUCCCGUAAGACCUUUGAGAUUAUUCAAAAGGUAUUACUCUAUGACUCUCGACUUAAAUGGUUUUCCGUUGAGAUUAAGAGUAAAAAAACUGGAAAAGUAUUCAAAGUUAAUAGUCAAAAGUUAAAGGUCUUCUAUGAAGGAUUCCAAGAGAAAGACAUGGAGGUUGAUAACUUGGAACGCCCGGACUACAUUGAGUGA
Lactuca sativa (garden lettuce) is the source of this 327-nucleotide messenger RNA. The record is from RefSeq and is a predicted model, not a curated record. NCBI's taxonomy places the organism in Eukaryota, Viridiplantae, Streptophyta, Magnoliopsida, Asterales, Asteraceae.